CUUUCCCGCUGAGCCAGCACUUCAUAGCCUAUAUACUCUGUUUAAUCUUUACUGUUUCAGACUUAGUGGGGUCUCCCUCCCUGUUCUUCUUCCUCAUCUUGCUCAGUAGGGUUUGAAGAUCACAAACAGCCAAAAUGACUGAGGGAAAGAAAAUGACAUCCAGCCGCAGGCAUCAUUUGAAGAGUUUGAUGCUGCACAUCGCCGCCAACUGGAUCGAGCAGGAGAAGAAAGACAUCGCAGCAACAAAGGAGGCCUAUUUGGCUGAGAACUGCCCACCUCCUGACCUCAGCGGAGACAUGGCUGCCCUCACGGACGCCUGCAAGAAGCUCCACGCCGCCAUUGAUAAGGUCGACGAGUCGAGGUACGACACCGAGAUCAAAGUGCUGAAAGCCGACAAAGAGAUUGAGGAUCUGAAGCUGAAGGUGAUCGACCUGGCUGGAGUGAAGAAACCCGCCCUGAAGAAAGUGCGCAUGUCAGCAGACGCCAUGCUGCAGGCUCUGCUGGGCUCCAAACACAAGGUGACCAUGGACCUGAGGGCCAACCUGAAGCAGGUCAAGAAGGAGGUGAAAGAGGAGCCUGCAGACGUUGGCGACUGGCGUAAAAACAUCGAGGACAAAGCCGACAGGAAGAAGAUGUUCGAGAGCUCCUAAAAGCCUCCUGGAUCGGCGGAGAUGGCGGAGGGCGGCGGGGGCGUUUAAGAUUGAGGUCUGAGUGACUGAAGGUGUCUCUGGGUCUCGUCUGGACCCUCAGGGACAGUUUCUUGAUGAUUUUUUUGGCUGUUUUUGUGACACUGUCACCCCCGCACGUCAGAGAGACUGAACCAAAACAAAGUGAAAUUAACUUUGUCUGCAGUUAAAACAUCUGUCAGAGAAACAUCAGUUCAAAAUGUACAGCUUUUCAUGGAAUCGUUAGCAAUAAAAGUUUUGAAAUAAGGA
Molecule: messenger RNA, 935 nt
Organism: Oreochromis niloticus (Nile tilapia)
Lineage: Eukaryota; Metazoa; Chordata; Actinopteri; Cichliformes; Cichlidae
Product: troponin I, fast skeletal muscle
Exons: 7
Coding region: 135-650 (171 amino acids)
Biological process (GO): cardiac muscle contraction; skeletal muscle contraction
Cellular component (GO): troponin complex
Source: RefSeq, a predicted model, not a curated record